Messenger RNA from Sander lucioperca (pikeperch), 2876 nucleotides. RefSeq names its product zinc finger protein 16 like (gene znf16l). The coding region runs from base 281 to 1960 and encodes 559 amino acids. Gene Ontology annotation, molecular function: RNA polymerase II cis-regulatory region sequence-specific DNA binding; DNA-binding transcription factor activity. NCBI's taxonomy places the organism in Eukaryota, Metazoa, Chordata, Actinopteri, Perciformes, Percidae. The record is from RefSeq and is a predicted model, not a curated record. The transcript has 3 exons. Gene Ontology annotation, biological process: regulation of transcription by RNA polymerase II.
GUAUGUCAAGUAAACUCAUGAGUAAACUACUAUCAAAAGUGAUACUUCCAUUUACUGCUUUCAAAACAAAAGUCUAAUUGGCCAAGCUACGUCCUUUCAGUUGUUUGAAAUGACAAUGCUUUUGUUUUGAAGACAGAUUCCUGUUACAUCCGGCGUUACUAGCGCUAACUCUGAAAAACCUAACUACUGUCUUUCAGCAUCAUCCAAACAUUAGCUUGUUGGUUAGCUUUUCAGCUAGCCAAACUCUUAGGAAAAACAGAGCUCCUAGCCAAGCUAAUCUAUGAGUCGCAAACGAAACCACAGUUUCGCUGAAACGAGCCUGUCUCCUGAACUCCACGGCGCCUUCAUGGAGCCUCCCGGUUCAGCGAGCCGAGGAGACGGCGAUUUCUUGGAGCUGGAGCACGACGAGGAGCUGCUCUGCUCGGUCAGCGACAUCACCGAGCACCUCGGCAGAAACAUCACCGUGGUGCUGGAGACAGCGCUGUCUGAGAUCCGCAAAAUGGUCAGCAUCAGGAUACGAGUCCUGAAAAUGGAGCUGCGCGAGAAAACCGAAGAAAUUGAAGUCUUAAAGGCGAGACUAGAUACAGUCCAGCGGGAUGGCAGGGACCCUUUCCCCGGCGUUACGACCAUGGAGCCGUCUGCAGAUGCUGGCUUCAAGAAACAUGACUUCAGCUCAGGCACCAAACACAAUAGUAUCGACCCAAGGAGAGCCAAGGCUGUCAUGCCGGGGGUGAAGAAGGAGAAUAUAGAUGCUAUUUGCGACUAUCUGAUGAAAGACAAGAACUCGAGGGGGUGUGCUGAAAUGGACGCAGACCAGAGCAGCCAAGCCAGCGGCGACCGGGAGCCUCGCCAAGAUCCGGACCCGCACUCCCUCAACCUGUGGCCCGACAGCGGCAUGGCUGGCUCCGGGCACGGGCACGGAGACUCCGAGUCCACCACAGAUGACCUGUUCAGUAUGCUCCCCUCUGGCAGCAAACGGAUGUAUGACUACGAAUGGAUAGCACCAAUGGAUUAUUCUUCAGACCUGAAAGUUCUGAAGGAGCCUGAGUGUGAGAGCAGCCCGACGGCCCCGACCGAGGACGAUGAGGAAGAAGAGUUGCCGAGGAGGGACGGGGGAGGGCUGGAGCCGGCCCAGGCCCCGCUGUCGCACGUCCAUCCCUCCGAGUUCUCCAUGGAGCCCCAGAACUCUCCGGGGGAGGGGGGGAGUCCCCUGCAGGGCAGCACAGACAGGCCUGUGGCAGGCCAGCAGUUCCCCGGCCACACCUACAUCUGCUCUCUGUGUGGAACCUUCUGCCCCGACUCUGUGUUCCUAGAGGAACAUGUCAAACUGAUACACUCGGACUCUGCCGGCGCCCAGGCUCUCCAGGCCCUGCAGUCCACCUGCUCGGCGGCACCCGCCAUGGGGGAUGGCAGCGCUGACCCGAGGAGAGGCAGCGGCGGCGGGGGGCAGAGCGAGGAUGGCACAGGGGCUGGGGCUGGCGGCGGUGGCAUGGCGCGGGGAGCGGCACCUGUGAAAAAGGAGAUUAAAAUCGAGGGCGGGUACGAGUGCGGGGACUGCGGCCGCCGCUUCAACUACCUUGGCAACCUGCGGCAGCACCAGCGCAUCCACACCGGGGAGAAGCCCUUUAUGUGUCCCGAGUGCGGGGAGCGCUUCCGCCACGCCGCCCGCUUAAAAAGCCACCGGCUGGUGCACAGCAGCGCCCAGAGCCCCUUCCCAUGCCCCCAGUGCGGGAAAGGCUUCUCAGUGCUGUCGGGACUCAAGAGACACCAGCGGGUGCACACAGGCGAGAGCCCGUACGCCUGUCCACAGUGCGGCCGGCGCUUUAAGGAGCUGGGGAACCUGUACACCCACCAGAGGAUCCACAGCGGCGCCACGCCCUACUGCUGCCAGCAGUGUGGCCGCAGCUUCCGCCACCUGGGGACGUACAAGAGCCACCGCUGCACGCCGCUAGGGGUGUAAAUCACACUUUUUUUUUUUUUUAUCACGAUACGAUAUCAUAUUGAUUCUUUGUACAACGGUUAUUAGCUGAUAUCUCAAAGUCUGUCACGAUACGAUGACCAUUCAAUUCAGGGGCCUGCGAUCAAUAUGAGACGAUAUCACGCGCCCAUUUAACACAGUUACACUACACUAAAAUAUGAUUAGGAUCGGGCAUCGAGUAGGGCUGCACGAUACGAGGAAAAUAUGCGAUAUGUGAUGACAUUGUUGAAUAUCGCGAUAACGAUAUUACUCGCGAUAAACAGAUAUCAAAGUGUGCUCAGUUCUGCAUUUCUGCUGCUCUUAGUAUUCUGCUAAUUACAGCAAAUCGCUGGUUGAAUUUAAAACAAAUAAAGGAAAUAAUUUCCAAAAUGUUUUCAUUGAACAAAUUGAACAUCGAAUUGAAUGUAAAAGGCACCACUUAAAAAAAGAACGUUGUUACAUUUUUAUGUGCAGUUUUCGGCUGAUAUUUUCUUUCAACUCACACUAAAAAUCUCUGAGUGUCUAUUGCGAUAUGUUGUAGCCUUUUGCGAUGUGUAUAUUGCGCAAGUUGAUAUUGCGAUGAACCGGUUCCGACUUGAAAACUGUUUCAGAAAUUCCGAGAAAUGAAUUAGAUUCCAAUCCGAUCGUCGGUUCCAAAUUGAACACAGGCAAGGUCCGGUUUCCGUAGCGAUCGCCGUACUUCCACGCUUCUUGGUUGUGUUGCAGCCAUGGAGCACAGUAAGCGGCGCUCUAAAGUGUGGCUUUAUUUUACAUGGAAGAAAAAAGCCCGGUAAAACUGUAAAUCACCAUUCAAUCUAAAUAAAAUCUUCCUCUUAUCUGUGAAAUAAGCAUGUGACCCGUUUCAAUUCCACCCCGCAAAGAAUCGAUAAGAAGCGGAAUCCAAAGGAAGAUCAGAAUU